This is a messenger RNA of Electrophorus electricus (electric eel), 2426 nucleotides long. NCBI's taxonomy places the organism in Eukaryota, Metazoa, Chordata, Actinopteri, Gymnotiformes, Gymnotidae. The record is from RefSeq and is a predicted model, not a curated record.
CUGGGAGCGCACGCUGCGCGCUCUGCGCACGUUUGCCUUAUUCCACCCCCUUAUUUCACGGUUGAUAGCCAAGAGACACCACUUGGAGCGUCAUUAGUUAUAGAGUUGAGACUUGUCUUCAGCACGUCGUUGCUCAGUCUGACAAUCCCAUCGAUCAAGAAUUUAUCAAGACAACAGCGACCUAACGGAUUUCACCACUGUUUUUGAGCAUGGAUCCAGUUUCAGAUACCAGUGCAGAGAGCAAGGCAUCUCCAAAACCGAGUGCCCCCAAAUCUGUCUAUAUGCGCUGUCUGCUGUCUUUUCCGACCGUCGUUUGUUUAGUUUUGUCGUUUAGUUCAGUAGCACUGUGUCUUUUGAUGAAUUUCAAAACCCAAGAAAUGGAGAGCAGACUGCUUGCGCUGGAGAGGACGCGUGCCUUGUGUCACCCUCCAGAGUCCCGUCUCUCUAGUGAAGAUGGUUCAAUGUCAGACGCACUUCGGAAUUCGGUUGAGACACUCGUACAAGAAAGGCUGAGUGAGCUCAUGCCAAAACUGCGCGCGGCAAGAGAUGUGCCACAGGACUGCACCUGUCCCCCAGGUCCUCCUGGAAAGCGUGGCAGGAUGGGAAGAAGAGGAGAUCCUGGACCUCCAGGCAAAGCUGGACGGGAUGGCUACCCGGGACCACUUGGAAUGGAUGGUAAACCUGGUCCUUCUGGACCAAAAGGCAGCCAGGGCCCAGCUGGACUGAAAGGAGAUAAGGGUGACCAAGGAGAGACUGGUCCAAGGAUGGUCUUUCCUCGCUAUGACCACAGCUUCAUCUCUGCCGACCAGCCCAGCUUCCAGAGACGUAUGCUGAAGGGUGACCAAGGACAGGCUGGCCCCCCAGGACUUCCAGGCCCCCCUGGUGCUCCAGGUCCAAGAGGUCCUCCCGGGAACACUGGGAAGGAUGGACCUCGAGGUCCCCCUGGAGAGCUAGGUACCCCUGGACCUGAUGGAAUGGAGGGACCCAGAGGCUUACCAGGAGAUCCGGGUGAAGAUGGCCAACCAGGUUAUCCAGGGCCACAGGGACCUCCAGGACUAAAGGGAGAACCAGGUGAUCCUGGUCUCAUGGGUGAGAGAGGCAUGGAUGGUCUUCCUGGCCUUAAGGGAGAUAAAGGAGAUGUCGGAGAUAGAGGAGCUCAGGGGGAAAUGGGCCCACCUGGUGAGAAAGGUGUAUCAGGCUCCAGUGAGAUUCUAGCCUUUAGUGACAAACUGCUAGACGCUCUUCAGGCAGUCCACACCAUCAGUGUCUCGGGCCCACCUGGACCCCCCGGGCCUGCUGGCACACCUGGGAUGGAAGGCCCAAAGGGAGAACUGGGCUUGCCUGGACCAGCUGGUGUGGAUGGCGAGAAGGGAGCCAAGGGAGACACCGGUGACGUGGGCGCUCCUGGAGAGAAAGGGGAGAAAGGAGAAAUGGGUCUCUCCGGGCCAUCCGGAACGCAGGGGCAAAAAGGGGACAAAGGAGACAGCCGACUGGAAGACAACCUGGUACAAAUGAUUUCUCAGCCAGGACCUCCGGGUUCUCCGGGUCCCAGAGGACCGCCGGGAUUCAUGGGUCAUCAUGGCAUGCCUGGGCCAAAGGGUGAUCCAGGGGAAAGUAUCAAAGGCGAGAAGGGAGACACUGGCACUCCAGGAAUCCAAGGUCCUCAGGGGCCUCAGGGAGCUCUGGGUCCAGCAGGGUUGCUUGGCCUUCCAGGCGCGAAGGGAGAAAAGGGAAAGCAAGGAGAGCCAGGAUUAGAUGGGUUUCCUGGCCUUACGGGAGAUAAGGGAGACACAGGCGGAAAAGGAGAAAAAGGAGACCGUGGCUCUGUUGGGAAACGAGGCCUCAAAGGGCAGAAAGGAGAACAAGGUCCACCGGGAUUAGACCAGCCCUGUCCUGUGGGUUCUUCUGGGUGUAAGGGCCAGCCGGGUGAAAGGGGGCAGACUGGCCGCGAGGCUCCCUGCCCACUGGGCCCAGAUGGGCUUCCCAUAGCAGGCUGUUGGCACAAGGACGAAAGGAUGCUCCAGAAACUCAAACGAAAGCAUCUCUCCCAACCGUGACUAAGCAACAGAACGAGUGGAGUACUCAGUCAGCCCCUCACAUGAGAGCUUCUCAUCUGCGGAAGACUGACGCAAAGCCCUCUGUUAGUAGGGUGAAAGGGGACAGAACAGCUCUUGUGAUAGUAUUUUCCAGGGAGGAUCUUUGACACUAGUUAUUCUCUAGCUAUUGAAAACAUAGGAAACCAAAGACUGGCUUUACAGUUGUGCGUUUAGUUUGUAAAAGUGUCAAAGGUUUGUCUGGCAUUUAAGCUGUAUUAAAGAGCUAAAUGAGAUUUUCAGAUGUUAAAUUUCCAGAUUUAUUAUUAUUAUUAUUAUUACUAUUCUCCAUAUCAUCAGCAACAACAAAAACAAAUUCAGGAAAUAAACAUU